Messenger RNA from Marmota monax (woodchuck), 840 nucleotides. RefSeq lists its product as uncharacterized. The transcript is spliced from 4 exons. The record is from RefSeq and is a predicted model, not a curated record. NCBI's taxonomy places the organism in Eukaryota, Metazoa, Chordata, Mammalia, Rodentia, Sciuridae. The annotation marks the transcript as partial.
AUGUUUGCAGGAGUUUCCAGUAUCAAGGGAGACUGGGCAUUUGAACCCUUGGAUUCCAUGGAGGACUCAUCCUCCGGCAGCAGCUGCCCUGACAUAGAGCACUGCAUUUCAGAACCCAAAUUUAACCAGAGCCUCUCUGUAGGCUCUUUCCCCUUUGAAGACAGCACUGACUGUGAAGACUUGACCUCUGAGGGUCUUUCUGGCCUCUUCCUCCCUCCUGUCCAAGGGGCAUGGGGAACCAAGAGUCCAGAGAAGCUUCGUGAAACAGCCAUCACUGAGAUCUUGUACGCCUAUCUGAGCUGCCAUGAAGAUUCACUAGCUGACUGGUCUCAAAGUGACGACUACCAGAGGAUGGACAAGUGCCAACAGGAGACGGUCACCCAGGCCUUCUGCGAAUUCCAUGAUCUCAUGAAAAAUAUUAAGGCAUUUCUAGACAAUACAAAUGAUGACGAAGAAGAUGACUCGGUGCUUUCUGACCCUCCUCAUGAGGAGGAUGUUCAGCCACCCAGAAGUGUCUCUUCCCAUAUGGAUCAGGUCGUUCCUGAAGAACAUGAGGCUUGUCAGGACUUGCCCAAGUGGAAACCACCAGAAAAUGGAGAUACCACACAGUUCCCAGAAAUGCCUCUUGGGCUUGAGGAUGAUGAAAUUGUUGAGAUGGAAAGCCAGGAGACUGGCACUGCAGAAAGUGCCUCAGUCUCAGCAGAGCAGUCAGAGGAAGAGGACGUGCCUUCAGACGCAGAAAGCACUUCCUGUCUGAAUUUUAGAGGCUUCUUCCACUGGCUCAGGAAGCAAGUGGUCUCCUACCUGCCAGGGAGAAAGCGCCAUGAGAGGGCCAACAAG